Molecule: messenger RNA, 711 nt
Organism: Syngnathus acus (greater pipefish)
Lineage: Eukaryota; Metazoa; Chordata; Actinopteri; Syngnathiformes; Syngnathidae
Product: profilin-2-like
Exons: 1
Coding region: 93-512 (139 amino acids)
Biological process (GO): actin cytoskeleton organization; positive regulation of actin filament bundle assembly; regulation of actin filament polymerization
Cellular component (GO): cytoplasm
Molecular function (GO): actin binding
Source: RefSeq, a predicted model, not a curated record
UCGUCAGCUCUCCAUCCAAGCCUGCAGUGGCUUCUCUCGGUCGGUGAGUUUACGAGAAUCCUUUUUUUAUCUUGGACCCAGUGUCGGAAAACAUGUCCUGGCAAACUUACGUGGAGACCCUGAUGGCAGAAGGCAACUGCCAGGAUGCGGCCAUUGUUGGGUUCGGCGACGCCAAGUACGUCUGGGCGUCAUUAAGCGGCGGCACGUUCGCUAACAUCACAGCCGCUGAAAUCGACGCGAUGGUGGCAAAGGAACGUGACGCUUUCUUCACCCAGGGGCUGACAUUAGGUAAUAAAAAAUGCUCAGUACUCAGGGAUAGCCUCAAUGUGGACGGCGAUUGGACAAUGGACUUUCGGACCAAGAAUUCAGACGGAGGCCCUACGUACAACAUUUCUGUAGCCAGAACUGACAAAGUAUUGGUUUUGCUCAUGGGGAAAGCGAGUAUCCACGGAGGCGUGCUCAACAAGCAAGCGUAUGGGAUGGCUGACUACCUGAGGAGGUCUGGAUACUAAAGCGGCCUGCUCCCGACCUGCCUGUCAAGCAAUUCAUGUCCUAGUUGCAAGUUAUUCUCUUCUUCCUCCUCUGUAGCCAAAACGAUGUUAUCACAAAGGAAGUCACCUGCCAAAUGAAAGCCGACAUUUUUCUUCUGUGCCCUUUGACAUGCCAAGUCCCGCCAUGUAAACAUUACCUUGGAGAACGACUGUUUUUUUU